Messenger RNA from Astyanax mexicanus (Mexican tetra), 3812 nucleotides. Its product is annotated as monocarboxylate transporter 7. Bases 108 to 1682 code for a protein of 524 amino acids. The record is from RefSeq and is a predicted model, not a curated record. Gene Ontology annotation, molecular function: monocarboxylic acid transmembrane transporter activity. Lineage: Eukaryota; Metazoa; Chordata; Actinopteri; Characiformes; Acestrorhamphidae. The transcript is spliced from 6 exons. Gene Ontology annotation, biological process: monocarboxylic acid transport; transmembrane transport.
CCAGACACUACAUGUAGUCCUGGCAGAGAACACACUGCAGUGUCAGGCAGAGGACCAAUAGAGCUUUCCCUCCUAAAACCGGUGAGAACAGAUUUCGCUCAGAAAUAAUGGCUCUGUGGAUCUUCAGAAAAGAUGGUUGCCUGGGGCCUAAAGUCUAUUCCGAGGUCCCAGAUGGAGGCUGGGGUUGGAUCGUAGCUGUGGCCUUUUUCCUUGUUGAGGUCUUCACCUACGGGGUCAUAAAAAGCUUUGGCAUUUUCCUCAAGGAUCUGAUGUGCGAGUUUAAUGAGAGCAACAGCCGAGUUUCGUGGAUCGUCUCAAUAUGCGUGUUUGUAAUGGCUUUCACAGCCCCGCUCUCAACUGUGCUGAGUAAUCGGUUUGGCUUCCAGCCUGUGGUGAUACUUGGAGGACUCCUCAUUUCCAUUGGAACAAUCUCCACUGCGUUCACCAGCCACAUCACUCAGAUUUACAUCACUAUCGGGAUAGUUGCUGGUUUGGGCUACUGCUUAACAUUUCUCCCCACUGUCACAAUCCUGUCCCAGUACUUCAGUAAACGCCGCUCCCUGGUGACUGCCAUGGCCUCCACCGGAGAAUCCUUUGCCAUAUUUGCUUUUGCUCCUGCAUUUACAGCCCUGAAGGCAAACAUUGGCUGGAGACACACAAUGGUGGUGCUUGGAUUAUUACAAGGAAUAAUCGUUGUUUGUGGACUUCUGCUCCGCCCUUUGGUCAUAAAGCCAAAGACGAAUACUGAGAGUUUCACCCAACCUCUGAAAUCCAGAAAGCAGGAGGUCAUCAACUCUCUCCCUGAAUCUGAACUUCGUGGCUCUUUAAGCUCUGGAGACUCGGGUGUACAGUCACUGGAAAUGCUGGAACAGAGUUCUCCAGUGGGAGCACAGCAAAAAGAGGAGGAACAUCUUCAGAUUCCUCAAACCCAACCAGACAAAGAGGCAGAGCCAGGCAGAGGCAAACUCCUGGACCUCACGGUACUAAAGGAAGGCAGCUUUGUGUGCUAUGCUGCUUUUGGCUUGUUUGCAACACUUGGAUUCUUCGCCCCACAGCUCUACGUGGUGGAGCUGAGUGUCAGCUUGGGCACUGAAAGAGACAAGGCGGCCUACAUGCUGUCGAUAAUGGCCGUGGCGGAGAUCUUUGGCCGUCUCUCCAUCGGCUGGGUCCUGAACUGGGGGCGCAUUAGGAAGAUAUUUAUAUUGCUUGGGUGUGUGACACUGAUGUGUGUGGUCCUUGUGUUCUUCACGGUGGUCGAUGGUUUCUGGGGGCUGGCAGUCUGCUGUGUGCUCUAUGGCUUCCUGCUGGGCAACAUCGCGUCCACACACAUCCCCAUGCUGGCAGAGGAUGAUGUGGUGGGCAUCAAGAGAAUGCCCUUAGCAGUAGGAGUUUACGUCUGCAUUCAAAGUUUUGCAGGGCUUGCUGGACCACCUUUAGGAGGUGUUUUGGUGGACAUUACUCAGAAUUACAGCUCAGCCUUCUACUCUUGUGCUGUGGGAAUGGGGUUAGGUGCACUCUUCCUAGGGCUGGUACAUCCAGUGAAGACAGGUUGUCUGUGCACAAAGAAGUGCCUCAGCCCUUGCCAGGACAUCCCUGCAGUCGAGCAUGUGAGUGAGGAUAAAGUUAUGCCUGAGGAAUUUCUAGAAGUGGACAUUUUACCAAAUCCUCAAGGUCAAUCCUGAAAAAGCAGUCCCCUUUAACCUAAGGAACGAUGAAAUCUGUGGUUGAUUGAUCACAGAACAGCUUUAAACUAGAUGCUAUUGUGAGGCUGAGUCACUUUAUUCCUAAAACAAAUAGAGAUUUACAGUGUAGAGCUUGUUUUGUUACUCUUUUCUCACAUGGGUCACUUUACCCAUCACAAGUUGCCUUAAAGAAGGGAGGAGGUUUUGGACGAUGUCAGCGGCAGAUGUCAGGACCACUGGCUUUUCACAUUGAGAAUGUAGUAAUUUUACAUCAGUUCAUUUUAGCACUGAUUUAGUCAAUUACAAUAAAGUGCCCUGACUGAUAUUAGCUUUAAAAAACUUGCAAAACUGGCUGAUUGUGGACCAUAUUUUAAUGGAUUAUGUGUCUGCUAUUUUAAGCCUGAUCCAGUUUUGAUGCUUUUAUUUACUGUUCUAGGAAACUAGAAAUCUAACACACUAUACAUGAUUAUUUUAAGAAGUUGGCUACCAAACAGAAUAUAUCGCCAAACCACCGAUCGAGGACAGGUCUAAUUAUAAUCAGGGUGGCUGUGGUAUCACAAAUCUUGCUAUGUUCAAGCUGCAGGCAAAUCGGAUUUGUUCCUUAAGUCAGAUCUGUUGAAAACGACUGUCUGCACUGUUACUCGAGAGUGACCAGAUUGGAUUUGCGUGUCCAGACAUUACAAACCUGUAUCUGUAUGGGUUGCUAAGGUAUCUCAGUCUGCAUCUAAAACUAAUGGUUGGUGUUAGGUGUUGGACCUUGCACUUUCUUCAAUCUGGAUUUUUAGUGUUUUUGUCACAAAUUAUGCAAACGACACAAAGAAAUCCAAUUAGUGUCCAUAGACAGAGACACAUCUGAUUGCAAAUAAAUAAAUUGCAAAUAAAUCAGAUUGCAAUCAUAUUUCAAACCACCUGCAAAUGUGGUUUGGAUUUAAUUUGUAUACAUUUGUUUCUGUUCGUAUUUACUAAAAUCAAUAUAGAUACAAUCUACAUAUGACAAAAAUCUGAUUUAGUCUAGCAGUCUGUACAUAGCCUUGAACAGCUACACCACCUGGGAGCCGCCGUGAUUUUUUCAAAGGUUUUAUAGUUAGAAACACAACAAACAACAUUAUAGUAAAUACAUAAAAUGCAAAUACUAAUGGAACAGAACUAUGAACUACUAGAUCAUACUACACUGGGUUCUCUUAACUCUUGUAUUUCCUUAUUUUGGGAUUUUACUGAAUAAAUUUUAAAAAACUACAGUACACUGGAAAAGAAGACACAGAAAACUAUAUUUUAAAUCACUGGAUUUUUAUUUUAUACUUCAGAUAAAUGUACAUAAAGAAUGUUUCGUAAACGGUUUAGUGAUUAAUUUACUGCUAAGAAAAUUUAACAAUGAAAACCAGCUUGAUAUACAAUGCAGCAUUCAUUUUAUGUAAACAUUUUGGACCAAUUAUUUUAAUUUUAUUGUUUUCAAGACACUGACUAUUUAUUUACUGCUUGUAAAUCUUUAAAUCAUCAUAUUGGUAAACACAUGAAAGUGCUUUCAUGUUGAGAAAUUCUCAAUGUAAGGCAUUAUAUGAUAUGAUAUUAAAAUUAUAUAAUGUUUUAGUGUAAAGAGAUUUUAAGAAUGUGCUUUAGACAAACGUUAUCAUAAAAUAAUGUCUCAGGCUUUAGGAAACUUUAGGAAAGUGGAGAAGCUUUAAGAAGGCAUUUUACCUUAAGGAUCAUGUGUUCCUAUUACUGUACAGAAAAUCACGAGUGUCAGUGAGUGAAUUUGCAUAUUAAGUAUUAAAUUAUGCAGAAUAUACUGUAUGACAAAUCAGUGGAACAUACUGUGAAAAUGUCAAUAUACUGUGAAUAUUUCUUUACAUAUUAAGUGUCAGAAUGUGAAUGAAAAACUUACCAGAAUGUAAUCAAAAGAAUGAGAUGGUCAGUCUAAGUUAAAGCAUUUACAAUAACUGUGAAGUGAAGGUCAACAUUUUCAGCAGGUUAAUUCUCAUUUUUAUAAUUCUCAUAUUAUUCUGGGCAUUAUUAUUUGACUUGAAUUUUGUAUGUAUAGAAACAAACUUUUUUGUGAUUUUGUCUGUAAGAGCAAUCACUUUUUUUUACACACACAAUCAUUUUUAUCUAAAAUAAAAUAACUUAAGUCAU